Messenger RNA from Drosophila obscura, 702 nucleotides. Its product is annotated as flocculation protein FLO11-like. The record is from RefSeq and is a predicted model, not a curated record. Lineage: Eukaryota; Metazoa; Arthropoda; Insecta; Diptera; Drosophilidae. The transcript has 4 exons. Bases 1 to 702 code for a protein of 233 amino acids.
AUGAGGUUUUUCAUUGGCAUACUGAUUGCGAGCUUACUGCUUAUAAAGUGCUCGGACGUCGUCUCGCGUCGUUUUGGCAGGACAGAACCCGAUCCCUGCAGCUCUACAGAACCAACCUCUACAGAAUCAACGAAUGAUUGCACGGAGGCGACUCCCGACUGUACCUCGUCCUCCACAGAAUGUGUGACAAUCCCCGAUCCCUGCAGCUCUACAGAAUCAACGAGUGAUAGCACGGAGGCGACUCCCGACUGUACCUCGUCCUCCACAGAAUGUGUGACAAUCCCCGAUCCCUGCAGCUCUACAGAAUCAACGAGUGAUAGCACGGAGGCGACUCCCGACUGUACCUCGUCCUCCACAGAAUGUGUGACAAUCCCCGAUCCCUGCAGCUCUACAGAAUCAACGAGUGAUAGCACGGAAGCGACACCCGACUACCAGACCCACAAAACCCACAAAACCCGCAAAGUUCACAAAACCCGCAAGAUCCACAAACCUAGCAAGAUCCGCAAAACCCGCAAAAUUCACAAAACCUGCAAACAGACUGCUCCCAAAAAAUGCAUCCCAGCCCCAAAGUCCUGUUUGUUACCGAUCGCUAGACCAAAGCCCUGCCGCCCCAAGCGCGAACCCAAGCGUGAACCCAAGCGCGAACCCAAGCGCGAACCCAAGCGCGAACCCAAGCGCGAACCCAAGCGCCACUGCAACUAG